AUGUCGCCUGCACAGAGCUAUCCUCCAAUGCAACCACCGUACAGAAACAGCCCACGGGAUGGCCCGCCAAACUCCACAGUAUCACUUCCGCCGCUACGUCAGCUUUCUAAAACCCCGCCCACUCCUGAUCGGAGGCAUGGCAAUCCCUUCGGUGUACACUCCAUACUAAAUCCUCAGGCUGAACUAGGGGAUCAGCAACAUAGUAGAAGGCGUAGUGCUUCCCAGAUGGAAUCACCGUCACCUGUUCACACACAUCACUCGCAAAGCCUUCCAUCCAUCAGCCGACCGACGAGUGUGGACUCUACCCAAGAGGACCAUAAUGCCACAAACUCUUUUCAUCCCCCCAGUCGACCUUCGAUGAGGCACUUGUUGAGUCCAAAGUCCCCUAAGCUACAUAGAGCUCAAAGCCACGGUUUCCUCAAUGCACCGACAGGCACGAUUGAUGCUCAUCAGUCGCCUUUUUUGACUGCCAACAUCCGCCCAACCGAUUCCAUGACUUUGCAGCCAGCCCUACCUACCCCUCCUGCGGGUAAUCGGCCUACCUACUUUCCUACAAUGCCACCUACCGCUCCGACACCGCCACCGAACAUAAAGCGAGAGAUACGUCGUCCAAGUAUGAACUUCCCGCAGUCUGGAAGCGCCAGUCCGAUCAAUCAGUACUCUCCCCAUAGUCAAGCGGCCUCUGUGGCUUCCAGCCAGUAUGAGUCGCAAAGUAAUCAGGGAAACUACGCUCAAAUGCACAAUGCUAGGCACGGUUCCAUUCCCAUGGAAACAGAACGCAAUAGCAUGAUUCCUAUGGCGCCAUCCAGCCAAAGCAGCAUCCAGCUGAUGACUAUCAAGGGUCACCAUGGACACCCGGUGCAGAUUCCUGUCGAUGUACAGGCUGCGUCUAAAGUGGCCGAUGAAAAGAGGAGACGCAAUGCUGGAGCAUCUGCUCGGUUCCGUGCCAGGCGGAAGGAAAAGGAACGGGAAGCUUCUAUGAGCAUAUCCAGGCUUGAACAACAAGUACGUGAUGCUCUUGAAGACGCCGAAUACUAUCGACGUGAGCGAGACUACUUUAAGUCUGUUGUCUUUCAACAGCCGCACCCUGAAAGGCACUACGCGAGGCCACCUUCACCUCGACUUCGACGCAUCUCCGUGGCGCCUUCCCUUGCCCCCUCAUCUACCGAUGGCCUCGGCUCGGAUGGCUCAUACGGAGAUUUCGACGAGGAAGACGCGUACGAGGAGGAACGCAAUGUACGAAGGAGAACCAGCAACUACCAGCCUCCUCCCGGCCCCCCGCCUACUACUUCGAAUCCAACUACCACCGUUGGGACUGCAGUGAAUGCUCCCCCAGCUCACGCUGCUUCCCCAGCACCGCAGUACGCAGCCCAACAGUCGAGCCACUUGCCGGGAACACGCCAGUCAUCAUCAGAACGACCUGCCUAUCGUGACCCGCUAGCACCUCAAUCUGGCCGUUACGAUGAGCGUCACUGGGUCGCGGCUCAAAGCCAGGCCCGUUAA
Plenodomus lingam JN3 is the source of this 1503-nucleotide messenger RNA. RefSeq lists its product as uncharacterized. Gene Ontology annotation, molecular function: DNA-binding transcription factor activity. NCBI's taxonomy places the organism in Eukaryota, Fungi, Ascomycota, Dothideomycetes, Pleosporales, Leptosphaeriaceae. Gene Ontology annotation, biological process: regulation of DNA-templated transcription. The record is from RefSeq and is a predicted model, not a curated record.